Molecule: messenger RNA, 5337 nt
Organism: Meriones unguiculatus (Mongolian gerbil)
Lineage: Eukaryota; Metazoa; Chordata; Mammalia; Rodentia; Muridae
Gene: Bivm
Product: basic, immunoglobulin-like variable motif containing
Exons: 11
Coding region: 1641-3140 (499 amino acids)
Biological process (GO): nucleotide-excision repair
Cellular component (GO): nucleus
Molecular function (GO): DNA endonuclease activity; single-stranded DNA binding
Source: RefSeq, a predicted model, not a curated record
UUGAUUGCAGCAGAUGACCAAGAAAGCUGCUUGUGGGGGACACGAAAAUUCUUCUGAACUUUGGGAGAUCUGGAGUACUAAGUUUUGGCCAUAGAAGCCGAGCCUUGCUGGACAGAGGUAAUCUACCUGGGCUACAUCCUGAAGGCAGGGCAACGGUGGCUGUCUCAGGCACAAAAAGAAACUGUGCUUAACAUCCCAGACACCCCGGCAGGUCAGAGAGUUUCUGGGAUCUGCAGGGUUCUGUAGACUUUGGAUACCAGGCUUUGCAGAGCUAGCCAGACCCCUCUAUGAGGCUACAAAGGAAACUAAGGAGUUUAAGUGGACACCAGGCCACCAACAAGCCUUUAAAAACUUAAAAAGGGCCCUACUCUCAGCUCCAGCCUUAGGGCUACUGGACAUAGCCAACCCCUUUCACCUUUAUGUGGAUGAACAUAAGGGCAUUGCAGAAGGGGUCCUAAAUCAAACUGUAGGGCCAUGGAAAUGGCCUGUGGCAUAUCUGUCCAAAAAGCUUGACCCAGAAGCAGCAGAAUGGCCCCCAUGCUGGUGCAUAAUCGCUGCCACUGCCUUGUUGGUGAAGGAUGCUGAUAAAUUAACUCUGGGACAGAACCUCACUGUUUCUGCUCCCUGUGCUGUAGAGGGAGUCCUGAAACAACCCAGAUAGAUGGCUCAGUAAUGCCAGCAUGACACAUUGUCAGACUUUGCUAAUACAUCCUGAGGAAUACUUUUCAGCCACCUUCCUGCCCGAUCCAGAUUUGGGCCCACCAUUACAUGACUGCUCCGAAGUCCUGGCCCAUGUGCAUAGUACUAGGGUAGAUCUGAUGGACAGAUCACUCUUGGAUCCCUGACGGGAGCAGUUAUCUCCAACAUGGCCAAAGGAGGACGGAUACCGCAGUGACCACGGAAACGGAGGUAAUUUGGGCUCAGCCUCUGCCCCUGGCAACUUCAGCCCAGAGGACUGGAUUAAUUGCUUUAACUAAGGCCUUAACCCACGGGCAAGGAGGACCAAUCGGUUAACAUCUUUAUGGAUAGCAGAUAUGCUCUUGCUACUGCUCAUAUGCCUGAGCCAUCUAUCAGGAGAGGGACUACUAACAGCUGAAGGAAAGACCAUCAAGAACAAGGAGGAAUGUUUGCAAUUGCUGAAAGCACUCUCAUUACCAAAGAGGCUUGUUGUCAUUCAUUGUCCAGACAUCAAAAAGGGAACACCACCAUAGCCAAAGGAAACAACUUGGCUGAUAAGGCUGCCUGAGAGGCUGCCUUACAGGACCUGGAUACCAUCCUGUCCAUCAACCUUCCUGACUGUGGAGACCCCUGCCUACUGGAAAAGCCCGAUUAUACUCAUGAGGAGGUCAAAUGGGCCAAGAACUUUCACAUGAGCCAACUUCUUGAGGGAUGGUGGAGGUCUCCAGAAGACUCGUGUUCCUGCUGGUCUUCUGGGGGUCUUGCCAUCUGGAUAUAUGAGAAAAGCACAUAACCUGAGAAGAAUAUAACCCAGGCGACUAGUAUCGACUUUGCAAAUGGCUCUCUUUUGUCAACUCUCAAGCUUUUCUAGAAUGCUAUGAACAUUUGCCAACGCUGUUUUUCAAAAAAGAGAAAGGGCUGUGGAUUCUUCCUAGGAAUAGAGACAUCCACGGUGGCUUUCAAUGCCUAACGUUGCUGAAACUGGAAGAUCCACGGACUCUGGGCAUGGUGACCACACAUCUGGGAACAAGUCCCCGGAAGAGGACCUACAAGGGGCUGUAAAAUCUUUCUGCACAAGUGUUGUGGGAGUGCCUGUGGGCCCCAGAGGAGAUGGGCAUUAUCCUUCAAGCUGUCCAGUGACUCAUACUCGGGAAAAAAUUUAUGCCAUCUGUUCAGACUAUGCCUUCCUCAACCAGGCAACCUCGAUCUACAAAACUCCCAGCCCAGCCCUCUCUUCUUGCCUCCCCGGUAAUACCUCUCAUUCUGCUGGAAAUAGCUCAAGACAUAUUGGUAUCCCAGCCAGUACAUCAGAAAUAACCUAUAAAGAAGAAAAUAGCUUGGAAAACUUAUCCACCAGCUUGGGCAAGCUACCUCUCGCAUGGGAAAUUGAUAAAUCUGAAUUUGAUGGGGUGACUACACAUCUGAAACAUAGAUCAGGCAAUGCAAAGAAACAAAUUUCCAAGAAGAAAACUUCAGAUAAAAAAGGGCUGCAUCAGAGAGAGUGUCCCCACCAUUUUCCUCUUGAAGAUGUUAAACAGCGCAAAGUGUUAGACCUCAGACGAUGGUACUGCAUAAGCCGACCACAAUACAAGACUUCAUGUGGUAUCUCCUCAUUGAUUUCUUGUUGGAAUUUCCUGUACAGCGUAAUGGGAGCUGGGAAUCUCCCACCUAUUACCCAAGAAGACGCAUUACAUAUUUUGGGCUUCCAACCCCCAUUUGAAGACAUUAGGUUUGGCCCUUUCACUGGAAAUACAACACUCAUGAGAUGGUUUAGACAAAUUAAUGACCACUUCCAUGUGAAAGGAUGCUCUUAUGUUCUAUAUAAGCCCCAUGGGAAGAACAAAACAGCUGGAGAAACUGCUCCUGGGGCCUUGUCAAAAUUAACCCGAGGAUUGAAAGACGAGUCACUGGCUUAUAUCUACCAUUGCCAAAACCAUUAUUUUUGUCCAAUUGGCUUUGAAGCAACCCCUGUUAAAGCUAAUAAAGCAUUCAGCAGGGGCCCUCUCUCACCACAAGAAGUAGAAUAUUGGAUUUUAAUUGGAGAGUCAAGUAGAAAACAUCCUGCCAUUCAUUGUAAAAGAUGGGCAGAUAUUGUCACUGACCUAAACACACAAAAUCCAGAAUUCUUAGAUAUCAGACAUCUAGAGAGGGGGCUGCAGUUCCGGAAAACAAAGAAGGUUGGAGGAAAUUUGCAUUGCAUCAUAGCAUUCCAGAGACUCAGUUGGCAAAGAUUUGGUUUUUGGAACUUUCCAUUUGGAACCAUUACACAAGAUUCACAACCUCCCCAGGGAAUUGCCAAAUCUGAGAGCGAGGACAACAUCUCUAAGAAGCAGCACGGGCGUCUGGGCAGGUCCUUCAGUGCUAGUUUCCAGCAGGACUCAGCAUGGAAGAAGAUGUCUAGCAUCCAUGAGAGAAGGAACAGUGGCUACCACAGCUACGGUGAUUACAAUGGUAAUGACUGAGCGUGUGGAAACCGAAGCACCGGUGUCUCCCACACAGCUGUUAUGUUCAGGAGCGCAUUAAGACUUCAGAUGGUUUCUUAAAGUCUAGCAAUAGGAACAGAUCUUGUGGUACAAAACAUAACCUGUAGUUCUCUAGUAAAUAAGCAUACAUAUGAUUACAAUGGGUGGCUUCAAAUAGGCAGGCAGGUAAAAAAAAAGAUUACUGCUCUUUUAAAAUUGAAAGCAGAUAAGCAAUCUGGACAAAGGGUUUUUAAAAAUCCGAUAAAAUCAUAACUGCUUCAAAGCAAAACCACAAAUGCACUUAACAGAAUUAAAACUUGAACUAUUUAAGCAUGAAGUGAUUUAUUAAAACUUGAUCCCUAGCUAUUAAUUACAGAUACUUUGAUUCCUAAGACCAAUUUGCAAGGCACCAUCACCUGCCCUUAACAAAAUGGGGGCUGUCAAGUUGUAGUUUUUACUCAUGGUUAAAGUUCAUUUAAAAGUAUCUUGCUAGGCUAGUUGUUCUUUCAGUGGUGGCAGUAUCCACCUCACCUCCGUGCUUUCCUGAAUAACUAUCUCAGGAUUCUUGACAGAGAAGCAGAAAAGUACUCAAGAAACUGACCUUUUCUAUAGGUGCAGGUGGGGCACUGAUUCUGGUACUCUUGACUUUGCACAAGAAGAAUAGGCCCUGAACAAUGUCUGAAGGUCUAGAACACCUUGUUUUAGGCAUGCAGUUACAGAGCACUUGGAAUCUAGUUUCUACAUCCAUGGUAAUAUGUGCAGUGAGAUCUGAUACUUUAUUGGUCUCUUAAUGGAGUCACGUGUUAAACAGUGCUGAAGACAUGUUGGCGAUAUUCAGCUCACUCUGAGGACAACUCUCUAUUCUCAAUUCUGAGCUGUUUCUUUUUGUGAAACAUCCAGUUGUUUGAAGUGUGUGUUAAAUAUUUCAGAUGUGUGAACUCAAUACUUGAGCUCCUCUUUAGCUGCUGUUUUUCUUUUGCUGCAAUGUGUGACUUCCAUUGUUCUUUCAUGUAACAGGAUCAUUCCAAGAUUCAAGUCAGUAACUUGGUGAUUACAGGGUGCUGAGUAUGUUAGAACCAUAUUGCAAUACACCUCAUCGGGAGGUUUCAGAUUUUUAUUUUUAAAACAUUUUCAUUUGUCUCUUGAAUUUUAUAUAUAUUUACCCACUCAUACAGCUUAGUGUACAGAAAGGGCUUUAUAUGACAAAAUGGUCCUGUUUCUGAAGAGAUUAUUUAGCUUGAAAUGCAAAAGCCUGAAAGAUUUGUAGGUUGUUGAUUUUGUUAUUUCAUACUGGAACUUUUAAAAUGUUUUCAUCAAAUAAAGUUGUUUUUUUUUUUUUACUCGUGAAUAUUAACGUCUGUUUUGUAGUUAGGGUGUAUCCUUGGAACUGUGUGAAGCAUAUGAUAAUUUGGCAUUUCCAUGUAAUUAGUGUUACAAGAAACAUGUUGCAAUUUUUAUAAUCAAUGAAACAAUGUGAUAGGCUGAUGACUUAUACUUCAUGCUUGCUAUUUUCCAAAUACUUGGAUACUGAUUCUCUAGUACUUCAUAACAUGAUACGGAAAAAUUUUCAUAUUAGGUUGAACCAAAUGAGGUUGUAAUUUUUGUGGAUCAAGUGUGUUUUCAAUGUAAGCUGUUUUUUAAUAGUUCAAUUGAAUAUUUCAAUGAAAUAAGUUUGAAGAGCUAAGAGGAAAGAAUACAAAUGCAAAAUAAAAUAGAAACCUUAACAAAAUGACAGCUGAGGAAACACGAGUUUAUUUCCUACAUACUAGUUAUAUGCUCUAUAAAAGCAGACUGAUGUGUGAGCACUUAAAACUUCAACUUACAAAUUUAAGUUACUGUUUGAAUUCAGUGGGAGGUUUUUAUCUUUUUGGGGGGUUAAGUAGGUAAGAGAAUCUGAAUACUUAUUUUUGAAAACUAGUAAUAUUCCUGUCCUAUUUGCUAGUCAACCCUUUUUCUAAUGAAUGAUAACUGGCUCUGAAAUUACUAGUUGUUUCACCUGUGAGAUUAUGUGGUUUGAAGAAAAAGAUGUACUAAUGAAUAUAGUAUUUAGAAUAGUGGUUGGAGGGCAGGAAAGCAAUUUAAAUGCUUGUUAUAAUAAUUAUUUUUAAAAAAUGUGCUUUUAAUUGAUUAGUUUAUAGAGACUGUUAAAUUGAAAAGAGCAAAUGUAUGUCAAAUAUACACUCCUCGGUUUCUUUUC